Molecule: messenger RNA, 412 nt
Organism: Nannochloropsis gaditana CCMP526
Exons: 2
Source: RefSeq, a predicted model, not a curated record
AGCAGGCAUGAAUUUUUCUCCACCCCUGUGGGUGCUGCCGCUCUUGCUGCUUGCCGCCUCCCCGGUCUUCGCCUUCCUCCUGCCCCAUCCCUCCACUCUCCCUCUUGCCGACCGCAGACCCGGCGAAUGCCGGACACAGCAUCUGACGUCUUCCUCCCUGGUCCCUCAGGCCAUGGGAGAGAGGAGACAGGGUGAUCCGGUCACCUCCCUCCCGCCUUCCCUUCCUCCCUCCUUGCCGUCCCACCUCCUUCAAGCCCCACGGGCCUUGCAACAGCACCUCGCGAAAAUGAUCUUGUCGCUCUCCUUCCUUCUCCCCACUGCCUGCGGGAUCUCUGCGGGCAUGGCCCCUCCCUUCGUGCCCGUAGCGCGUGCCGAGGAGGUCAACCUGCUCGAGCAGCUGGAGGCAUUGAAC